GAAAAGAUCUAUCUACCUUGGUCUGCGGGAUAGUUUUCGCAUUCCUACGCCACACCUGGCGGAAUACACCACUCUGACUCUAUAAGUAGGAUUGGAAGCUAAAAUUGAUGUUAAAAAAAAAUAAUUGACCAGGAAUUGUGAUUAAAUUGGACAGGAGCAGCUUCGUAAUGCACAAAAAACCAGCAUGAAUUUGUGAAUCGCACCAAGUUGUUCGUUCGAACCAAUUAAAAUUCGCGGUACAGAUAACUGACCAAUCAGAAUGGAGAUGACAGAGAUGCUUCAGCAUGAUCUGUCUCGCAUGGACGAUUUGUCUAUUGAAAGCAUUUCAAGAUGUCUGAAGGCGAGAUAUGACCGUGACCUUAUUUACACAAACAUUAGCGACAUAUUAAUUGCCGUCAACCCCCGCAAGCAGCUGAAGAUUUAUGACGAUGAGAUUCAUGAUAAAUACAAUGCUGACAAAUUCGGAACAGAUUUAGAGCCGCAUAUUUUUCAAGUUGCCGCAACAGCCUACCGACGCAUGCGUGAAAAUGACACGAAUCAGGUCAUCAUUGUUUCUGGAGAAAGUGGAGCCGGCAAGACAGAAAGCACAAAAUAUAUGGUCAAACAUAUGGUACAUAUGUGUCAGAAAGGAGAUAUGGUUUUACAUGAAAAAAUCGUCAAGAUCAACCCUCUACUGGAGGCUUUUGGAAAUGCUAAAACAAUAAUGAACGACAACUCAAGUAGAUACGCUAAAUACCUGGAAAUCAGCUUCAAAGAAGGUGGAGAACUCGCAGGAGCGGUCGUUAGAGACUACAUGUUAGAGAAAUCCAGGGUAGUUCAUCAAAAUAACGGAGAGGGAAACUUUCACAUAUUCUACGCAAUGUUUGCUGGGAUUUGCCCCCACAAACCAAAGAAAAAAAAAGUUUUUUUCCCCCCUGGGAUUGGGAAAAACCCUCUUUUUCCCUUGGAAUGA
Molecule: messenger RNA, 952 nt
Organism: Ruditapes philippinarum (Manila clam)
Lineage: Eukaryota; Metazoa; Mollusca; Bivalvia; Venerida; Veneridae
Product: unconventional myosin-Ia-like
Exons: 7
Coding region: 260-952 (230 amino acids)
Cellular component (GO): myosin complex
Molecular function (GO): ATP binding; cytoskeletal motor activity
Source: RefSeq, a predicted model, not a curated record